Messenger RNA from Phodopus roborovskii (desert hamster), 4108 nucleotides. RefSeq names its product ring finger and WD repeat domain 3 (gene Rfwd3). Gene Ontology annotation, cellular component: site of double-strand break; nucleus. The record is from RefSeq and is a predicted model, not a curated record. Gene Ontology annotation, molecular function: ubiquitin protein ligase activity; protein binding. The transcript is spliced from 13 exons. Gene Ontology annotation, biological process: double-strand break repair via homologous recombination; protein ubiquitination; interstrand cross-link repair. NCBI's taxonomy places the organism in Eukaryota, Metazoa, Chordata, Mammalia, Rodentia, Cricetidae. Bases 64 to 2331 code for a protein of 755 amino acids.
UUGUUUCACGCUUUUUAGCAGUACUGAAAUUUUACCACGAUCCCUCCAGUGUAGCUGUGACUGAUGGCUCAUGAAGCAAUGGAUUGUGAUCUUCAAGUACCAUUAGAUGGUACUACAGAUCAGGCUCCUUCAACUGAAGUUACUAGCCAAGUGGCACCUCUCCAGCCUGUCCUUGCUGAAGUGGUCAAUAGCCAAGGAGGACAGCCUGAGCCUGCUGAAGUGGGCAGCAGCCAAAGCGGACUGCACUCCCUACAGCCUGUGCCACCAGCAUCCAUUGAGUUGACAGAGGAAAUACAGCUCUCAGAAGAAAAUAUGGAGACUGCCCAUCCAGGAACUUCUGAGGAGCACAGACAGGGAUCUGAUGCUGACCAAACUGUCCGAGCUGCUACGGCUGUUUCAAUGAACAACUUCAUCAAUGGGCUGCAGAGACUUCAUAACAUGCUGGAAUUACUGAGACCUCCACCAGCAGACCAUAGUGUGGGGCCAAUGAGAACAAGGAGAAGAGCAGGAUCUAUUAUGAGGGCAAGAACUGGAGGGUCUCAGAGGCCAAAUGGUGCCAGGUUGAGAACGCCAGUGCAUGCCUACUUUCAGGUAAGCAGGUCUCAGCCUUAUGUACCGGCCACUGCUCCUGCUUCAGAGACUAGGAAUCCAACAUCGGGUACUGAUUCUGACAGUGACAGCUCUGCAGAGAAUGAAGAGGUUGUUGUACAGGCAGAAGAACCUGAAGCUCACAAUCCAGAACAAGGAGUUAGCUCAACCGAACAAGAAGCUACAUCUGUCACAGGCGGUGAUGCAGUCCUUGAAGAGCAGUCUCACCAGAAACCCAGCAUUCUACCUUCUGUGGACAAUGAUGAAGAAGGGGAGACUUGCACAAUAUGUUUGGAACAGUGGACCAGUGCUGGGGACCACCGUCUCUCAGCCUUGCGCUGUGGGCACCUCUUUGGAUAUAGAUGCAUUUCUAAGUGGCUGAAAGGACAAACACGAAAAUGUCCUCAGUGCAACAAGAAAGCCAAGCACAGUGACAUCGUUGUCCUUUAUGCCCGAUCCCUCAGAGCUUUGGACACUAGUGAACAGGAACGCAUAAAAAGUGACUUACUGAAUGAACAAAUGCUCAGGAAGCAGGCUGAGUUAGAAUCUGCACAGUGCCGGCUCCAACUUCAAGUCCUCAUUGAUAAAUGCACGAAACUCAAUAGCCGUGUCCAGGACUUAGAAACCCUUAUUAUGCGGCAUCAGAAUCAAAUUCUACAGAAACACAGUGGCUCCCAAGCACUCUGUGUGAACUGCUUACCCUCCAGCCAGAACCAGCAUAAAUACCACUUCCAAAAGACCUUCUCAAUAUCUCAGACAGGGAACUGCCGAAUCAUGGCAUAUUGUGAUGGUUUGAGCUGCCUAGUGGUAUCACAGCCUUCUCCUCAAUCUUCCUUCCUCCCAGGCUUUGGUGUUAAGAUGUUGAGUACUGCCAACAUGAAAAGCAGUCAGUACAUUCCUAUGCAUAGCAAGCAGAUACGUGGAUUAGCUUUCAGCAGUCGAUCCAAAGGCUUACUGCUCUCUGCUUCCUUUGACAACACUAUUAAACUGACCAGCCUUGAAACAAAUACUGUGGUGCAGACUUAUAAUACUGGACGUCCUGUUUGGAGCUGUUGCUGGUGUCUUGAUGAAAACAAUUACAUCUAUGCCGGACUGGCUAAUGGUUCAGUUCUGAUGUAUGACCUACGAAACACAAAUGCCUAUAUACAGGAGUUAGUGCCUCAGAAAGCCAGAUGUCCUUUGGUAUCCCUGUCAUACUUACCCAGAGCUGCUGUUGCUGCAUUUCCUUAUGGUGGGGUGCUGGCUGGAACCUUGGAGAAUGCCUCCUUCUGGGAGCUAAAAACAGACUGUUCUCAUAAGCCUCAUGUGCUAUCCUUGGAGCCAGGGGGCUUUGUAGACUUUCAGACAGAGAGCAAUACCCGACACUGUCUUGUGACUUACAGGCCUGAUAAAAGCCAUAACACCAUACGAACUGUGCUGUUGGAGAUGUCCUACAAACUAGAUGAUGCUGGAGAGCCAGUCUGUUCCUGUCUUCCUGUGCAAACAUUCCUUGGGGGACCCACUUGUAAACUAUUGACCAAAAAUGCCAUCUUCCAAAGCCCAGAGAAUGAUGGCAAAGUCCUAGUAUGUACUGGGGAUGAAGCAUCAAAGUCUGCCCUGUUGUGGAAUGCUGGCAGUGGCUUGUUGCUGCAGGACCUGAAGACUGACCAACCUGUCUUGGACAUCUGCCCAUUUGAAGCAAAUCAGAACAGCUAUUUGGCCACCUUAACUGAGAAGGCUGUCCAUUUUUAUAAAUGGGAGUGAGCAUGGUCUUGAGGCCUUCCAGAUAUGCUGCUGGUUAAUGUUAGAUAUUGUUUUUAGCACCUAGUAGCCCUGAACAAGAUACCUGUUUAUAUGCUGUAACUAGAACUUUUGGAUCAUGGCUUCAUUUGGACUAGUGUGAUUCUAGGUCAUGGAGACACUAAGAUUGUGUAUUCUAUUUGCACCAAAAGGGGUACCUUUAUGAAUCUUGCCUGGAAAUUCUUUAUUUAAAUUCUGCACUCUUAUAGUCCUCUCAACUAUUAUUUAGGAUAUGAGUAUGCACAGCACUUUGAGGCUGUGAUACCCAACCAGCCUGAAUUGUCUUGGGUAGAAUUUGACUUAUUUCCAAGUUUGAAUGCUCAUAACUUUUAGUGACUUGAUCUCACCCACACCCCUGGGCUGUCUGCCCCCAGUGUCUGGUACAACAUGUGGUGAGUGUUGUGGCAACAAGAGUUACAUUCCAAGUAUAUAUGGUUACUAGAUUGUUGACAAGUCCAGUGAUGGAGGUGGUUGAUGAGCUAGCUAUAUGUAGAGCCAUAGCUAAAGCUUAUGUACAUUAAUGUCAUUGUAUUAUGAGAGGUAAAGAAAAGGAUCAGUUGUUUGAGCAAUUGUGAAAGGCCUAGAAUUUUCUAGUUAGUGUAAAAUCCUCAGGGGUUUUUAUUCUCUACCAAGCCAGUGCUUGAACAUGUACAAUUCCCAGAUAAAGACUCCCUUCCCCAUGUGAAAUGUUUGAUUCUAAAGUUUCUUUAAUUUGCCUCUCAAUUUUUUCUAAAAGUGUGGUUAUUCUCAGGAAGGCAGUAGUGGUUAGACCUGUGGAUGACAGAAAGGAAGACACUUAGAAACUUCUAUUCUGGUGGUCCUGAACUGUCCAGCAGUUAGAAUUAUGUUCAGGUUUCAUUUGUCUACUUUGCCUUAGGCUGCCCUUGUCUUAACGUAUAGACAACAUGAUUGCCUCAAAAAUUUAUUGGUGAGGCACUAUCCUUUUUAGUAAAAGUACUGUUCUAUCUAUCAAACUCCUGAUCUGUUUGGGGAGUCUUUAUUACCAGCAAGGAAUUAAGGUUAAUUUUCCCAGGGUUCUAAGUUGUAGCUGUACAUGUUUAAUGAAACCUAUUUGAAGAUACUUUUUUUGUUUGUUUGUUUGGUUGGUUGGUUUGUUUUUAAAUUUAAAACUUUAAAAACAUCAGGUUCCACAUCUUGGAGAAAAAGCUCCCUUCCCUCCCCCACUUUUAAAAGUAUCUGCCUAGGCCUGGAGCUUCAAGACAGACUAGGAUUUAAAUUAAAUAGAAUUCAAGUAACUUGAGCAGAUGGCCACAGAGAGAAAGCUCUGGGUGUCAGGUUGGUCUGGGGUAGGGUUAGGAUUUGAUUGGCAUUGAAGAAUGUUUAACUAAGGCCUACUGGGGAGAUUUACUCCUGAAGAAGCUAAGUUAAAUAAAUACCAAGCCUUGCCACUUCUUGCAUUUCCACAGUAAAUUUGGAUUGGGAUAGGAGGGUGCUCAGGACCUCACACUUGUUUUGUUGCUUGACCACUGAGCUCUAUCAGAAACCCAAAUCGUGUUUUGGAAGCAGAUUCACAUGAUGAACUGAUUCUCUAAAGAAAGCUUUACCCUACCCCCACCCUUACUUGCAAGAAACAUCAUCUCUAGACCCAGACUCUAAUCUUAUCACCAAGAUAUUUGUUUUAAAAUCUUGUCAUAAUGCAUUGGGAUUUUUGAAUAUUUGCUGUGUUUCAGUGUUUGUUGUAAUGUUAGCAAAAUAAAGGGUUUGUCAUGUAUAACACCAA